CUACUUUAUGUAACAAUGAUCCAUGUUUUUCCCUCACCACAGUUCAAGAGGAUGCUGAACAGGGAGCUGUCCCACUUGUCUGAGAUGAGCCGCUCUGGGAACCAGGUUUCAGAGUACAUCUCCAGCACCUUUCUGGACAAGCAGAACGAGGCAGAGGUUCCCUCCCCUACCCUGAAGGAGAAGCCCAUGAGCUACAUCAGCGGGGUCCGCAAGCUGUCCCACAGCUCCAGCCUGACCAGCAUCACCCUGCCGCGCUUCGGGGUCAACACCGAGCACGAGGACCAGCUCGCCAAGGAGUUGCAGGACUUGGAUAAGUGGACCUUUAACAUCUUCAGAGUGGCAGAGUUCUCCAACAACAGGCCCCUCUGCUGCAUCAUGUACUCCAUCUUUCAGGAGAGAGAGCUGCUGAAGACCUUCCGGAUCCCGGUGGAUACCUUCGUGACCUACAUGAUGACCCUGGAGGACCAUUACCACGGCAACAUGCCAUACCACAACAGCCUGCACGCCGCUGAUGUCACCCAGUCCACGCACGUCCUCCUCUCCACGCCCGCCCUAGACGCGGUCUUCACUGAUCUGGAGGUCCUGGCUGCCCUGUUCGCUGCGGCCAUCCACGACGUAGACCACCCUGGGGUCUCCAACCAGUUCCUCAUCAGCACCAACUCGGAGCUGGCCCUCAUGUACAACGACGAGUCGGUGCUGGAGAACCACCACCUGGCCGUGGGCUUCAAGCUCCUGCACCAGGACAACUGUGACAUCUUCCAGAACCUCAACAAGCGGCAGCGCCAGAGCCUCCGCAAGCUCGUCAUUGACAUGGUGCUGGCCACAGACAUGUCCAAGCACAUGACCCUGAUGGCUGAUCUGAAGACCAUGGUGGAGACCAAGAAGGUGACCAGCUCUGGGGUGCUGCUGUUGGACCACUACACCGAGCGCAUACAGGUGCUGAGGAACAUGGUGCACUGCGCGGACCUGAGCAACCCCACCAAGCCCCUGCCCAUCUACAGGCAGUGGACGGAGAGGAUCAUGGAGGAGUUCUUCAGACAGGGAGAUAAGGAGCGGGAGCGGGGAAUGGAGAUCAGCGCCAUGUGUGACCGACACAACGCCUCCGUCGAGAAGAGCCAGGUGGGUUUCAUCGACUACAUCGUGCACCCCCUGUGGGAGACGUGGGCCGACCUGGUGCACCCCGACGCCCAGGAGCUGCUGGACACCUUGGAGGAGAACCGGCAGUGGUACCAGAGCACCAUGCCCCAGUCGCCCUCCCCUCCGCCGGACAGGCACCUGCAGACCGACCGCUUCCAGUUCGAACUCACCCUGGAAGACCUGGAGCACAACAACCACAGCCACGUGCACCUGGGCAACGCCGUGGACGCAGAGCGGGCGCCGCGCUGCCACUGCAACGCCAACUGCACCGACGGACCCCUAGACGGCACGGAGGCGCCUAGCAACCACGUCAGUGAGGAGGAGGAGGAGGAGGAGGAGGAGGAGGAAGAGGAGGAGGAGGACAGUCAAAAGGAGGUGCACUACAAUGGCGAGCAGAACGGUUUCAACCAAGAGGAGGACAUGGGAGGCGCGGAGGAGGAACCGGAGAAGGGGGAGGAGGUGGUCGUUGAGAGCGCCAAGGAGGAGGAAGAAGAAGAGGAGGAGGAGGAGGAAGGAGGGGAACCUGAUGCAGAGGAGUGCGGAGCAGCAGAUGAGGACACAGGUGGGGACGAUAGGGCGGAAGAGGAGGAGAAGGAGGAGGAGGAGCUCCCCAACGAGGAGGAGGAUGGGAGAGAGAUGCCCGAGGAGACGGAGGCGGAGGAGGACCAGGCAGAGGGGGGGGAUGAGCAAAACGAACAAGAAGGAGGAGAGAUCGAAGGCGAGAGGGAGGAGGAAGAAAAGCUUGAGGGAGACGGCGAAGCUGAAAAGGAGGACAGAGAGGAGGAAAGUGAUCUGGAAAAGGAAGAUCAUCUAGACAAGGAAGAGGUAGAGGAGGAGAGGGAAGAUGAAGAGGAAGACAGGGAAGAGAAUCUAGACAAGGACGAGAUAGAGGAGGAGAUUGAAGAGGAGGAGGGGGAGGAUCAUACGGAUCAAGGCAGGGGGGAAGAAGAGGAGGUAGAGGGAGAGGAGGCAGAAGAGGAGCUAGUGGGAGACAUGCUGGAGGAGCAGUCAGGGGAAGAUGGCGAGGUUUCAGAGAAGGAGGAGGUAGAGGAAGGGGAGACGGAGGAUGAAGGGCAGGAGGAGGAAGAGGAGAGUUAGCUGGUUGUGGAAUCACAACAAAAGAUCAAAGUAAUAACCCGUGAGGGGAGACUCUUGUGGAGACUUCAUGGAUAGAAGGACACAUGAUGGCAGUAGAUAGUGAGAUAAAGAGAGUAAGAGUGUGAGAAUGACAGAGAAAGAGUGAGAGAAUGAGAGAUGAGUGGGAGAGACAUGUUACCUGUAGAUAACACUGAAUCAACUGCAAUGUACGAACGCAAGGAGGAAUGAAACAUCCCUUAUACCUUAUAUGCUCCGAAACACAGCCUUCAUACUGUUGUGUGUGCUGUAGCACACACACAAAACGUUUGGAAGACAAAUUGUGUGGGCAACUGAAAGAAAAUAUAUCAUUUGUCACCUGAGGUAUAUUUCGCGGACAAGAGACAGAAAAACAUGUACUGUACACCAAAAACUGAUUUUUACCAUAUUUUAAAUGUGUUCAAAUGCUAUAAAUGUUGGAGCCUAUGCACUGUAUGGAUUGGUAAUAACUUAAAAACAGUGUUUCACAAGUCAAUCUUUUACGACAGAGAGACCAAUGAUCUGCAUCACCUAGCAUCUACUCUACAUACAUCACUGCCAUAGGGAAUUAGGGUUGAAAGUGAGUUUUAUCAAACUUUUGUAGCACCCCUGGUCCAAAAUACACACAUGCAAACAAGUGCAUGUGAAAAAACCUCCAGAUGUCAUGGACUAUUGCUGUCUCGUUCUCAGUGACGCACGUACGUGGGCCUACAUGUGUACACACAACACACACACACACACACGCGCGCGCGCACAUAAACUAAAGACUCUUUAUGUUGGUGUUUGAAUACUGAACAACAUGGAUACUAACUAUUCUUCCAUUUUUGUCGGAAAAAUGUAAAGAAACGCAAAAAAAUGUCUUUGGAAUAUAUAUAGUCUGUUGUCUUUACUCUCCGUGUUUUCCUUUGGAAUCAAAACUGCUGGGUAGGCCCUGGUCUGGGACCAGAGCCACAGUCACAUACGCCAACUGAUACGUCACGCCGUUGGAUAUGGGAAACCAUUCUAUCUAUAACGUCAUGAUAAAACGUGCUAUGUAUGGUGUGGGGAUAACAACAUCAAGGGCUUUUUUUUGUCCAGUUAUAAACACAGAUCUUCAAGAAGAAAAGGCUAACUCAUAACAUUCAGCUCAAACUGGAACCGCCAUAUACUACCCUAAACAAGGUAUUGCAACGACAUCAUGGAUGAAGUCCCGAUGACAAAUCACAGCCACUUUCGUAGAGAAAUACGCCAUCCGUUCCUUCUGACCGAGUUCUUUGACCUGUCGAGACAUGGUCUGUGGAACCAGGGAACCGGUGUGAUGGUCUUCCGCCAUUCCCCAUUUUGUCUUUGUUUAUUUAUUGUAAAAAAAAAAGAAGAAGCUUUUGGCACUUUAUCUAACACCUCUGUUACAAAUAUGUAUAUAGUGAACAUGUAUUUUAAUCUGCUGAUGUCACACAAUAAAUAUGAUUGGUCAACAAAGUUA
Gadus macrocephalus (Pacific cod) is the source of this 3712-nucleotide messenger RNA. RefSeq names its product cAMP-specific 3',5'-cyclic phosphodiesterase 4D-like. The transcript has 9 exons. Gene Ontology annotation, biological process: signal transduction. Gene Ontology annotation, molecular function: 3',5'-cyclic-AMP phosphodiesterase activity. The coding region runs from base 16 to 2235 and encodes 739 amino acids. Gene Ontology annotation, cellular component: cytosol; nucleus; perinuclear region of cytoplasm. The record is from RefSeq and is a predicted model, not a curated record. Lineage: Eukaryota; Metazoa; Chordata; Actinopteri; Gadiformes; Gadidae.